UCUUGUUUUUUUUUUUUUUUUUUUUUUAAUGUACUUAGGUCUGACGCAACACAAAUUUGUACUCUCUGAUCAGGUGCGAACACCAGACUAAAAAGUGUGUUGGGUGUUAGGUGCCAAAAGUUGUAGCACAAUCGAAUUACAGCCCCUUUCACCAGCAUCAGCGCGAGUUGUCUAACGUUCUAGCUUGGAGUAAGUCUGUUUCCUGACAAGAUUUAUCGUUGCUUCUUGAGUGUUGAGAGACAGCCAAUAAAUUCUACCUAGAUCUAGUCAUCAGAAGGAGCAAUCUGGCCUGACAAAAUAUCGCAGUAGCCUACGGUUCGAAUCAUCUCUGAGGAGAUAGACUUCAACAUGCCUGUAAUUCGUGUCAAUUGUAACAGCACUAUCAAUAAUGGAACAGUGCAGUUUAUAAUCAACGUAAGCCAAACCUUACCAGAAGCAAACUCGACUCAUAUUCAUGAUUCCGAAGGAGCCCUCAGAUUCACUAUUGCAGUAGUAUUAGUCUAUGGUAUUGGAGUCAUUGGUCUACUGGGGAUCUCUGCCCGCAGAAACAGGAGAAUGGAGGCCAUGGACAAAGAAGUCAAUAAAUUCAUCAAAAGCAAACUCUCCAAAUACGAAGAAAGAAAAACAAGGAGGCCAAAAACAAUUAACAAGCUGAUUUCAUCUUUACAUUCAAUCAUACAGACAGAAGAAUCACUGCAUACAGUCAUGACUAAAUCAGGUCAAAACCAAGCCAAAAAGAACUUUCCACUCAAAAAAGCUUACACCUGGUCAAGCAGAACACAGGAGUCUUUUGACCCACUAGGACUGCAGCUUCACAUUACCAGCUGCAAAGAACCCAAUAGAUCAGCAGUCUCCAAUUCCAUUAGCCAGAACAAGAGCCUUGAAGAAACUUUACCAUUGAACACCCCAAGUCAAAAGAAAGUGACAUUUACAAAAAUGGACUCCACAGAGGGUAUGCUUGUCUCAUCAGUAUGACAUCAUUGAUGGUAAAGUGUUUACUAUAGCCAUUUAUCACAUGGCGAUGGAAACAUUAUUUCACCUAUUUCAAUAGACAGUUCUGUUCCAAUAAAAAGUGAGUGCUA
Messenger RNA from Biomphalaria glabrata, 1082 nucleotides. RefSeq lists its product as uncharacterized. NCBI's taxonomy places the organism in Eukaryota, Metazoa, Mollusca, Gastropoda, Planorbidae. The coding region runs from base 349 to 975 and encodes 208 amino acids. The record is from RefSeq and is a predicted model, not a curated record. The transcript is spliced from 3 exons.